Messenger RNA from Hordeum vulgare subsp. vulgare (domesticated barley), 723 nucleotides. Its product is annotated as DNA-directed RNA polymerases I and III subunit RPAC2. The record is from RefSeq and is a predicted model, not a curated record. The transcript has 3 exons. The coding region runs from base 129 to 455 and encodes 108 amino acids. Gene Ontology annotation, cellular component: RNA polymerase I complex; RNA polymerase III complex. Gene Ontology annotation, biological process: DNA-templated transcription. NCBI's taxonomy places the organism in Eukaryota, Viridiplantae, Streptophyta, Magnoliopsida, Poales, Poaceae. Gene Ontology annotation, molecular function: DNA binding; protein dimerization activity; DNA-directed RNA polymerase activity.
GCGCACAAUUGCCUCGCAGUCCCAGCCACAGCCCCGCCGCCGCCGCCUCUAACCCCCGCCUUUGGCCUCCUGCACCUCCCCGCGGCAGAAACUCCUUCUCCGCGCCCGUCGAUUCGCGGGAGGCGGCCAUGGAGCACGGUUCGCUGACGGAUUCGAGCGCGUCGACCUUCUCCAUCAUGGAGGAGGAUCACACCCUCGCCAACUCCGUCAGAUUCGUCCUCAACCAGGACCCAAGGGUAGCAUUUUGUGGAUAUAGCAUCCCUCAUCCUGCUGACAACAAAGUCAACAUAAGAGUUCAGACCACAGGAGAUCCAGCAAAGGAUGUAAUGAAAGAUGCUUUACAAGACCUGAUGGUGAUGGGCCAGCAUGUUAGAGGGACUUUUGACAAAGCAGUGGCCGAUUUUAAAUCAAAGAUGCCUGCAGAACAAAUGGAUGUUGAUGUGAACCAGCAAUGAAGUUAUCUGGAACCCCUGUUCAUCAGGAACAAUACGAUAUGUGUAACUAGUUUAUUGUCGGAAAGCAUACUAGUUGUGAUUUCUGCCAUUUGAGGUGUCUAUGGAUCGAUGUCUGGACAUUGCCUUCAGAGAAGUAUGUACCGUUACCCAGUUCCUUUGUUGAACACUGGAAUGUUGGAGUUUGUUAGGAAUUUAUAAUUAACUCAUUGUCGAAGAUGGUUUUUAAAGGUGGCCCAAACACUCUGGAAUGGAAUGUUGGACUUUUCCA